AUUGUAUAGCAGAGGGUGGGAGAGAUAGAAAUGUGGCCGGGCUGCCAUAAAUAAAGUGCGGAUUUCAAACGAGACGAUAAAUCCAAGUAUUUCUGAUUCGAGCACGCAAUCGAAGCGGUAACCCAGACAAAAGGAAUCCCGUGCAGCCAGGUUAUCACCUUACGGCUCGGCAGAGAUCGUGUUUCAGCCUGUAAAUGGGUCAACCAGGAUGAGGAUGAGGAUAUGUUGCUGCCGGAUCAGACGUACGCGGACUACGACGUGGGCCAGCAUCAUCAGCAUCAGCAUCAGCAUCUGACCUUCCGCAAGAGCCGUCGCAGUCGGUCGCCGCAGUCCAAGCAACGCUCCAAGAGCUCCAGUGCCGCCAGCAGCAGCAGCUAUGAUCGCACGGCGGAUUUCUUUGAGAAUAUCCCAGACUUUCUUGGCGACUCCCUGCCCUCGUUUCUGUACAGUCCCCAGGUGGAGGAACCAAAGACAGAGCGGCAGAACGAGGGCCAUCGGAAUGAAUCCCAGGUGCUGGCAGAGGAGGAACACAGCGAGAGCACGAGUCAGAGCGAUAACUGUGAGGACGAUGAUGUGCUCAAGCUCUGCGAGGACUUUCUCUGUCGCCAUCGCAUGCGUCCGGACUUUUUCUGUCAGUACCACAAGGCAGUUAGUUCCACCACACCAUCGCCAAAACAACGAAAAGCCUCCCCCGCCAUUGUGGACACCACUGCCCCAUCCUCAGGUGUUCCGGCGGCAGAGCUAAAGGAGCAAAAGUUAACCAAGGAUCCCAUUUCCAGCAAGAUCAGCGCCGUGGUUGAACGAUUCACCAAGUUCUCGGCCAUUUACACGCUGCCAGUGGCCAAGCGAAAGAAGUCGUGCAACAAGACAACGGGUAAUAUAACAGAUGCUUCAUCAUCCAACGAGGCGGUGCAUCUGCAACAGCGGCUCAAGAGCCUGAGCACUGAGCUGGUCACACUCCGCAAUCGUUUGCAUGUGGGCCAGGGCCAGGGUCAAGGUCAGGCACAGGGUCAGACCAAUGGCACCCAGCCGCAGGGAGCGCCAGGAAGCGGUGCCAAUGUGGGUCCCAAGGCAAACAACUUUGACCUAAAUGCCUCCAGUCCGAAUCUGAAUCUGAGCUCUGCAGGUGGCGGCCUGUCCGCCAGUGCGCUGCAGCAGCACACCAAUGGCCACCACACAGUGUCACACAAGCAUUCGCAGCACAACUUUAGCCAUACGCUGCCGGCCAAUGCGGGCUCUGGAACGGUGGUGUCCGCACGUAACACAUCGAUUCCGCACCCACUGCCACAUCAGUUGGGCGAGAAGACGUCCUUGACGCACCAUCAGAGCCAUGGGGCGUCGACUGGCACGCUGCCCCACAUGGGUAGCAUGGGAAACAUCCUCGGCCAUGGUUCCCACUCGCACUCAAACUCCCAUUCUAACUCGAACACGCUGCCCAUGCGCUCCUCCAACUCCAAUGGACUAGGAGUGACAGCAUCGAAUAGAGUUGGAGGAGCAGGAGCCACCCAACACCAGUAUUCGCAUGGCCAUGGCCAGCAGCUGCCAUUCAUACCCGGAUCGAAGCAUGCGAAUCCCUGUCAGAGCGUCAAAACGUUACCCUUUGGCUUUGGAUUCGCGCCGCAUCCAGCCGCCAGGCUGCAGCAGAUCAGCGUCUUGCCCAAAUUGGCGCAGGACAUGCAGGACCUCAUCCAUCUGCCGGGACCACUCACCGAGCAUGCCGUUAUGCGUACACUUCAGGCCCGCUUCAACGAGCAGCGGUACUUUACAAAUGUUGGUCCCAUUUUGCUCUCCAUCAAUCCCUAUCUGGAUGUGGGCAAUCCGCUGACACUCACCUCCACGCGGUCCAUGCCGCUGGCGCCACAGCUGCAGAAGAUCGUUCAGGAAGCAGUGCGGCAGCAGAGCGAGACGGGCUAUCCGCAGGCCAUCAUCCUCUCGGGCACUUCGGGUGCGGGCAAGACAGCGAAUGCCAUGCUGAUGCUUCGCCAGCUGUUUGCCAUUGCUGGCGGUGGACCGGAGACGGAUGCAUUCAAGCAUUUGGCCGCUGCCUUCACGGUGUUGCGAUCCCUCGGCUCGGCCAAGACCACCACCAACUCCGAGUCCAGUCGCAUUGGCCAGUUCAUCGAGGUGCAGGUGACGGAUGGCGCUCUCUAUCGCACCAAGAUCCACUGCUACUUCCUCGAUCAGACGCGCGUCAUCCGGCCGCUGCCCAAGGAGAAGAACUAUCACAUUUUCUACCAGCUGCUGGCGGGUCUGAAUCGGGAGGAGCGCCAGAAGCUUCACUUGGAGGGCUACUCGCCGGCGAAUCUGCGCUAUUUACGCGGCGACACGGGCCAAAACGAGCAGGAGGAUGCAGUCCGUUUCCAGGCUUGGAAGACGUGCCUCGGCAUAUUGGGCAUACCAUUUCUGGAUGUGGUGCGAGUAUUGGCAGCGGUACUGCUGCUGGGCAAUGUUCAAUUUAUCGAUGGUGGGGGCCUCGAGGUGGAUGUCAAGGGAGAAACGGAACUGAAUUCGGUGGCCAGCCUUUUGGGCGUACCGCCCGCUGCACUCUUUCGCGGCCUGACCACACGCACCCACAAUGUGCGGGGGCAGCUGGUGAAGUCCGUGUGUGGGGAUGGAGAUGCCAACAUGACGCGGGACUGCCUGGCCAAGGCGCUCUACUGCCGCACUGUGGCCACGAUUGUGCGUCGUGCCAACAGCCUGAAGCGCCUGGGCUCCACUCUGGGCACUUUGAGCUCCGAUUCGAACGAGUCGGUGCACAAUCAGGCGGACGCCGCCUCACAGCAUGCCUCCACCAUUGGCGGCGGCAAUGCGGGCUCCAAAUCGAUGGCAGCUCUCAACAAUGCGGUGCGGCAUGCCACGGACGGCUUCAUCGGCAUACUGGAUAUGUUUGGGUUCGAGGAGCCCGCACCGCACGCCCAACUGGAGCACCUGUGCAUCAAUCUGUGUGCCGAGACAAUGCAACACUUCUACAACACGCACAUCUUCAAGUCCUCGGUGGAGUCCUGCCGGGACGAGGGCAUCGUGUGCGACACCGAGGUGGACUACGUGGACAAUGUGCCGUGCAUCGAUUUGAUAUCCUCGCUGCGCACGGGGCUGCUCAGCAUGCUGGAUGCCGAGUGUUCGGUGCGUGGCACCGCCGAGAGCUAUGUGACCAAGCUGAAGGUGCAGCAUCGCUGCUCCACUCGCCUGGAGACGAAACCCACCGCCGAGCCCCACGAUCCGCGCAUGUUUCUCAUUCGUCACUUUGCGGGACGUGUGGAGUACGAUACGACGGAUUUUCUGGACACCAAUCGGGAUGUGGUGCCCGACGAUCUGGUGGCGGUGUUCUACAAGCACAGCUGCAACUUUGGCUUUGCCACACACCUCUUUGGCUCCGAGCUGAAGGCGCUCUAUGCGCAACAGCAGGCGCCGCGCGGUCUCAGCUUCCGCAUCUCGCCCACAUCCCACUCGGACUUGCUGAACGGCGACGAGCCCGUGUCCACGCUCACGCAGGACUUUCACACGCGGCUGGACAACCUGCUGCGCACCCUGGUGCAUGCCCGGCCCCACUUCGUGCGCUGCAUCCGCAGCAAUGGAGCCGAGCAGGCGGGCACCUUCGAUCGGGCCACCGUUGUGCGGCAGAUCAGAUCGUUGCAGGUGCUGGAAACGGUGAACCUGAUGGCCUCCGGCUUCCCACACCGCAUGCGCUUCAAGCAGUUCAAUGCGCGGUACCGUAUGCUGGCGCCCUUCCGCCUGCUGAGACGAAGCGAGGACAAGGCACUGGAGGAUUGCCAGUUGAUCCUGCAGUAUGCCAUGGAGCAGCCACCUGUGCUAGAUGGCUCCGUGACGUUAGCCUGGACACCGGGCAAGCGUCACGUGUUCCUCAGCGAGGGCAUACGCCAGCAUGUGGAGCAUCUGCGCACGGAAAUCCGCCAUAAGAGCGCCACCUUGAUGCAGGCCACCUGGCGUGGCUGGUGGUGGCGCAAGAAGAUGGGCAACGGCGUCAAGCGUACGCGUAUGAUGCCCCACCAUUUGCCAUCGCCAUCGGCUGCACCACUGCCAGUGGCCAAGCAGCCUAGCAGCCAUUCUCACAUUCCCCAGAGCAAGUCCGCCUCCACGACGAUGGCUGCAUUGGCGGCAGUGGCUGCGGCAGCUCCCACCACAGUGCCACGCCUCUCUGCCAAGUCCACAAAUCUAGGCAUUGGAGGAACGGUCACCAGGCCCAGACCGCAGCCGAUUGCUGGUACUCCACCGCCAGAUCCACAUGAGAAAUGCGAUCAGAAGAUAAUACAGCAAACCUGCAGUCUGUUUGGACUGGAUUUGGAACGUCCACCGCCUGUGCCGCCCUCCCGUUCCUACACAAUCAGCGGCAAUUCGAAGCUGGGUUAUCCACAGAGUCGCCUCAUGAAGACGAGCUUUCCCGAGGAGGCAACCGCUGGACAAGCGGACUCACAGCAGCUGAAAAAAGGCGAAACGGUGACUGUGGUGGGUGCCUCCAGUGGUCGUGGACAUUUGCUGGUGGAGCACAAGGGUCAGAGCUAUCAUGUGCCCUUUCAGUACAUGGAAUUGUCUCCGGGCAGCCACAGUGGCAAUGGAAAUGGGAAUGCAAAUGGGAAUGCAAAUGUGACUGCCCUGCCUGCCGUACAGGCGAAUGGUGUUAAGAUUUAAGACUCGAAGAAGAAGACUGUAAAUAUUCAAAUUUUUGUAAUCUAAGAAACAUUCACUUUACACAUUUUAUUUAUACAAAACGCAACGCAACGCAUUCACAUGCUCCUGCCCCCGUGGUGCAUUCAUUCAAUUAGUAUUAUUCAAAGUGUUUUACUCACUCGAUCGAUAGGUUGUAGCCCCCCACCACACAAGUGCCAAUCAAAUAAGUUCUUCCAUUUAGUUUUUAAGUGACUAAUUCGUAAGUGACUGAGAUUACAUUUUGGCAGUGCUAAAAGGCCAACAGUUUACAAUACAAACAACAACUAAGCUAAACAUUUGUUCGCCAACC
Messenger RNA from Drosophila subobscura, 4975 nucleotides. RefSeq names its product unconventional myosin-IXb (gene dachs). The coding region runs from base 223 to 4647 and encodes 1474 amino acids. The transcript has 9 exons. The record is from RefSeq and is a predicted model, not a curated record. Lineage: Eukaryota; Metazoa; Arthropoda; Insecta; Diptera; Drosophilidae. Gene Ontology annotation, biological process: vesicle transport along actin filament; actin filament organization. Gene Ontology annotation, cellular component: actin cytoskeleton; vesicle; myosin complex. Gene Ontology annotation, molecular function: ATP binding; actin filament binding; cytoskeletal motor activity.